AUGAAUUAUCCAAUAUUACGCAGCAAUAUUAUUCUUAAGAGGCAGGCCUCAAAGGUGACUAGUUUGAGUCGCUGUGUGGCCUCAUCAAUCCGCUUUUCCACGACAUUGGUUUCAGAAAAACGUCCAAUCUUUGCUGCAGAUGACUUAAAACAGGCUCAAAAGAAUAGAUUGAAAGCUCUUGGCCCAUAUAUCUCAAGGUUGCCGGCUUCGGUGAUUCCAUAUGCGGAGCUAAUGCGGCUAGAGAAGCCAGUUGGAACGCUGUUCGUUUUUGUUCCAGCUACAUGGGCUGUUUUGAUUGGAGCUGCAGAGGCGUUGGUUCCUCUGUCAACAACUUUAUAUACUCUUGUUGUUUUGGGGGCGGGUUCUUUGGUGAUAAGGGGUGCUGGUUGCACUAUUAAUGAUCUUUUGGAUCGUAAGAUGGAUUCUCAGGUGAUUCGCACCGUGGAGAGACCUAUCGCUAGUGGGCGUGUUAGUGCUAAGAACGCAUCCAUAUUUUUCGCUGCUCAGACACUUGUUGGAGUGGGCUUACUCCUUCAAUUGCCGGCAGACUGUUUGUGGCUUGGUAUGGCAUCAUUCCCUUUGAUUUGCGCGUAUCCUCUCUUUAAAAGAUUCACCUAUUAUCCACAAGUGGUGCUAUCGGCAUGUAUCAAUUGGGGCGCGUUAAUAGGCUUUCCAGCGAUAGGCUUGAUUGACUUUUCUAGUAUGAUUCCACUGUACCUUGGUAGCUUUCUGUGGUGCAUGACAUAUGAUACAAUAUAUGCACAUCAGGAUAAGAAAUUCGACCUGAAAGCGGGUGUUAAGUCUACUGCUCUGAAGUGGGGCAACAAAUCCAGAGCGAUUAUCACUGGUAUGACAGCAGCGCAAUUCGGACUAUUCGCUUUAGUAGGCUUGAACAGUGGACUGAUUGCUGGUCCAGGAUUUCUCGCAGGGCUGGGUAUUUUUGGUUAUAGGAUGUUCAGCAUUGUUCGUAAGGUAGAUCUAGAUGACCCAAGGGAUUGUUGGAAACAUUUCAACGCUUGUUCAACCAAUGGUUACUACUUUACUGCUGGGCUGGCGUUUGACUACCUACUGAAAUUCUUUGGAUUCUUGUAA
This is a messenger RNA of Eremothecium cymbalariae DBVPG#7215, 1092 nucleotides long. RefSeq names its product 4-hydroxybenzoate octaprenyltransferase (gene COQ2). The coding region runs from base 1 to 1092 and encodes 363 amino acids. The transcript has a single exon. The record is from RefSeq and is a predicted model, not a curated record. NCBI's taxonomy places the organism in Eukaryota, Fungi, Ascomycota, Saccharomycetes, Saccharomycetales, Saccharomycetaceae. Gene Ontology annotation, cellular component: mitochondrial inner membrane. Gene Ontology annotation, biological process: ubiquinone biosynthetic process. Gene Ontology annotation, molecular function: 4-hydroxybenzoate polyprenyltransferase activity.